CGCAAGAAGCGUGCGGGCGCAGGAGCACUUUGCGAUAGGAUGAGGCUCUUGGCUGGCGCGCGGUAGUACUAUGAUUUGGUAUGUGGCCACUUUGAUAGCAAGUGUGAUCAGCAUCCGAGGUCUUGCGGCUCAAGGUGCCCACGGCCUUCGAGAGGAGCCCGAGUUUGUGACGGCGAGAGCUGGCGAGGCUGUGGUCCUGCGAUGCGACGUGAUCCACCCGGUGACGGGGCAGCCCCCGCCUUAUGUUGUAGAGUGGUUCAAGUUUGGGGUGCCCAUCCCUAUCUUCAUCAAGUUUGGCUACUAUCCCCCCCAUGUGGACCCAGAGUAUGCAGGCCGGGCAAGUCUUCAUGACAAAGCAUCCUUGCGGUUGGAGCAGGUUCGUUCUGAGGACCAGGGCUGGUACGAGUGCAAAGUGCUCAUGCUGGACCAGCAGUAUGACACCUUCCACAACGGCAGCUGGGUGCACCUCACCAUCAACGCUCCUCCUACCUUUACAGAAACACCCCCCCAGUACAUUGAGGCCAAGGAGGGUGGCAGUAUUACCAUGACCUGCACAGCUUUUGGGAAUCCCAAGCCCAUUGUCACCUGGCUCAAGGAGGGGACACUCCUAGGUGCUAGUGGGAAAUACCAGGUGAGUGACGGCAGCCUGACGGUGACAUCAGUGAGUCGGGAAGAUAGAGGAGCCUACACCUGUCGUGCAUAUAGCAUCCAGGGGGAGGCCAUCCACACCACCCACCUGCUUGUCCAAGGGCCUCCCUUCAUAGUCUCCCCUCCUGAGAACAUCACUGUCAACAUUUCCCAGGAUGCUCUGCUCACCUGCCGGGCCGAGGCGUAUCCCGGCAACCUCACUUACACCUGGUACUGGCAGGACGAGAAUGUCUACUUCCAGAAUGACCUGAAGCUGAGAGUGCGGAUCCUGAUUGACGGCACCCUGAUCAUCUUCCGGGUGAAGCCUGAGGAUGCCGGAAAGUACACCUGUGUCCCGAGCAACAGCCUGGGGCGCUCCCCCUCUGCCUCAGCGUACCUGACGGUGCAAUACCCAGCCCGUGUGCUCAACAUGCCCCCGGUAAUCUAUGUGCCUGUGGGGAUUCAUGGUUAUAUCCGCUGCCCUGUGGAUGCAGAGCCACCGGCUACCGUGGUCAAAUGGAACAAGGAUGGCCGCCCGCUUCAGGUCGAGAAGAACCUGGGUUGGACCUUAAUGGAAGAUGGCUCCAUUCGCAUUGAGGAGGCCACAGAGGAGGCUCUUGGCACUUACACCUGUGUGCCUUACAACACUCUGGGGACCAUGGGCCAGUCUGCUCCUGCGAGGCUUGUCCUGAAGGAUCCCCCUUACUUUACGGUGCUACCAGGCUGGGAGUACAGACAGGAGGCCGGCCGAGAGCUGCUCAUCCCCUGCGCUGCCGCAGGGGACCCCUUUCCUGUCAUCACAUGGAGAAAGGUAGGGAAGCCCAGCAGAAGCAAGCACAACGCCCUGCCCAGCGGGAGCCUCCAGUUUCGAGCCCUGAGUAAGGAGGACCACGGGGAGUGGGAGUGCAUCGCCACCAACGUGGUCACCAGCGUCACUGCCAGUACCCACCUGACCGUCAUCGGCACCAGCCCCCAUGCCCCGGCCAGUGUCCGGGUCCAGGUCUCCAUGACAACUGCCAACGUGUCCUGGGAGCCAGGCUAUGAUGGAGGAUACGAGCAGACAUUCUCAGUUUGGAUGAAGCGGGCACAGUUCGGGCCCCACGACUGGCUGUCUUUGCCAGUGCCACCAGGACCCACCUGGUUGCUGGUGGACACCCUGGAGCCCGAGACAGCAUACCAGUUCAGCGUCCUGGCCCAGAAUAAGCUGGGAACCAGCGCCUUCAGUGAGGUGGUCACUGUGAACACUUUAGCAUUCCCUAUCACAACUCCAGAACCCCUGGUGCUGGUUACCCCACCGAGGUGCCUCACAGCCAAUCGGACCCAGCAGGGUGUGCUCCUGUCUUGGCUCCCCCCUGCCAACCACAGCUUUCCCAUCGAUCGCUACGUCAUGGAGUUUCGCGUGGCAGAGCGUUGGGAGACUUUAGAUGAUGCCAUUCCAGGCACUGAUGGAGAAUUCUUUGCUAAGGAUCUGUCACAGGACACCUGGUACGAGUUCCGGGUUCUGGCCGUCAUGCAGGAUCUGAUCAGCGAGCCCAGCAACAUCGCGGGUGUCUCCAGCACAGACAUCUUCCCACAGCCAGACCUGACCGACGACGGGCUCGCGCGGCCUGUGUUGGCUGGAAUCGUAGCUACCAUCUGCUUCUUAGCGGCUGCCAUCCUAUUCAGCACCCUGGCCGCCUGCUUCGUCAACAAGCAGCGCAAGCGUAAGCUCAAGCGCAAAAAAGACCCCCCACUCUCCAUCACUCACUGCAGGAAGAGUCUAGAGUCUCCCUUGUCCUCUGGCAAGGUGAGCCCCGAGAGCAUCCGGACACUCCGGGCGCCAUCAGAGUCUUCCGAUGACCAAGGUCAGCCAGCAGCCAAAAGGAUGCUCAGCCCCACCCGGGAGAAGGAGCUGUCGUUAUACAAGAAAACCAAAAGGGCAAUCAGCAGCAAGAAGUACAGCGUGGCUAAGGCGGAGGCAGAGGCCGAGGCAACUACACCCAUCGAGCUGAUCAGCAGAGGUCCCGAUGGCCGCUUUGUGAUGGAGCCCUCCGAGAUGGAGCCCUCCAUGAAGAGCAGGCGCAUCGAGGGCUUUCCCUUUGCAGAGGAGACGGACAUGUACCCCGAGUUCCGCCAGUCAGAUGAGGAGAAUGAUGACCCGCUAGUGCCCACAUCUGUGGCUGCCCUGAAGUCCCAGCUGACCCCUCUGUCAUCCAGCCAGGAGUCCUACCUGCCACCACCAGCAUACAGCCCUCGGUUCCAGCCCCGUGGGCUGGAGGGACCCAGCGGCCUGGAAGGUCGACUCCAGGCUACGGGCCAGGCCAGGCCCCCCGCCCCCCGGCCCUUCCACCAUGGCCAGUAUUAUGGGUACCUGAGCAGCAGCAGCCCUGGGGAGGUGGAGCCUCCACCCUUCUACAUGCCGGAAGUGGGCAGCCCCUUGAGCUCUGUCAUGUCCUCCCCACCCCUGCACACCGAGGGGCCUUUUGGCCACCCCACCAUCCCCGAGGAAAACGGAGAGAAUUGUUCGAACAGCACGCUGCCCUUGACUCAGACACCCACAGGAGGGCGCUCCCCUGAGCCCUGGGGCCGGCCAGAGUUCCCCUUUGGGGGACUGGAAACCCCAGCCAUGAUGUUCCCCCACCAGCUGCACCCCUGUGACGUGACCGAGAGUCUGCAGUCCAAGGCCUGCCUCCCCCGAGGACUGCCCCCCUCCUCCCUCCAGGUACCCUCGGCCUACCCAGGCAUCCUGUCUCUGGAGGCACCAAAGGGUUGGGCAGGCAAGUCGCCAGGCAGAGGCCCCGUCCCAGUGCCCGCCGCCACCAAGUGGCAGGAUAGACCUAUGCAACCUCUGGUGAGCCAAGGGCAGCUAAGACAUACCAGCCAAGGUAUGGGCAUACCCGUGUUGCCUUACCCCGAGCCGGCUGAGCCCGGGGGGCACGGUGGCCCCAGCACAUUUGGCCUGGACACUCGGUGGUAUGAGCCCCAGCCCCGGCCCCGGCCCAGCCCCCGGCAGGCCAGGCGCACCGAGCCCAGUUUACAUCAAGUGGUGCUACAGCCCUCCCGGCUCUCGCCUCUGACCCAAAGUCCCCUCAGCUCCCGUACUGGCUCCCCUGAGCUGGCCGCCCGGGCCCGGCCCCGCCCGGGGCUCUUGCAGCAGGCGGAGAUGUCUGAGAUCACUCUCCAGCCGCCGGCCGCUGUCAGCUUCUCUCGAAAGUCUACGCCCUCGUCCACCGGCUCUCCCUCCCAGAGCAGCCGCAGCGGGAGCCCCAGCUUCCGGCCCACCAUGGGCUUCACUACUCUGGCCACAGGCUACCCCUCCCCUCCGCCUGGUCCCACAGGACCUGGGGACAACUUGGAUGUGUUUGGACAGGCGCCUUCCCCUCGAAGGAUGGGGGAGGAGCUGCUCAGACCAGAGGCCCCCCCACCACCAUUACCUACUUCAGGAACACAUCCACCUGCACCCGGGAAUGCUGCUGCACCUGAGAGGCUGGAGGCUCUGAAAUACCAACGGAUAAAGAAGCCCAAAAAGUCAUCUAAGGGCUCUUCGAAGUCAAAGAAACGAUCCGACGGUUCUGCCUCCCAGGCUCAGCAGCUUCCAAACUCUCAGGUUCUGUGGCCCGAUGAAGCUGUCUGCCUCCGAAAGAAGAAGAGACAUUCCCGGCCUGACCCUUUUGCCCGGCUCUCAGACUUGUAUCACCGCCAGCUUCCAGAAGACCAGACGGCAAUUCUCAACAGCAUGGACCAGGACGACCCCGGCCACGCUACUCUGCUGUGACACCACACGAUUCUGAGCGCCCCCAGAGCAAGGAUGCCAGGCUGAGGGGAGGCGGGGUGUACGAUGAAGGGUGUGCUGCCCCCCCUCAUCCUUCUUCUCAGAGGAGGGCCUUAGACCUCAGCUUGCCCCCGCUCCUGCCAGAGUAGGGGGGUCUCCUCUGAGUCCUCGUUUCCAGGACAGGGGUUCGGGGCAGAGCUCUCUCUGUAGGUAGAGAUCGAGAAGUGAACUGGGGACAGGGAGAUCUGCCUCCUCCCACCUCUCCCUUCUUCACUAGAUUAGUUUUUCUCACCUCUUCAAACACCUUUGAAAGUGAAGAAGAGGAAAGCAAUGACUUUUACUGCUCUCUGCUUCUGUUUCUGGUUUUCAAGUCUCGGAAGUGGGUUGGCCUUCCAUGCGGUCUUCCAGACCCUACAUAUAUAUAGAUAUAGAUACAAAUGCACAUGUAUGUAGUUGGUGGGUUUCUCUAUGUGUAUAUAUAUGUACAUUGAAGCAAAGUGCUAUGGAUUUCUGUGGCCAAUGAGAGGAGGAGGAAGAGGCAGCAGACGUGGGGCUUGUGGCUGGGUGCCCCCUGUCUCUGUCUUGGCUGUUCUCCCUGAAACAGAAUUCAUGCCUUCUCAGCCGAAUUCACUCUCUGUCUCUACCUUCUCCCAUGCAGAGCAUAAGUGUGGGCUUCCCACGAUUACUGGCUAUCUGCUUUGGGGGUCCAGCAAUGAGAACUAAACCAAGCCUUUAUUUCUUGCCUCCUGGAUGACAAAGGGUGGGUAGGCAGAGGGCCAGACUGGCAUCUUUCCUCCUUCCACCAUUUGGCUCAUGCUUCAGAAGCAGAAGUUGCUUCAGAGUAGGCCUGAGAGACAGGCCCAAACCCAAGCUCAUCUGCCAGUCCCUUUUGGUCCAGCCGGAGCCAGCGGCCUUGUGGCCAAAGGGCCUCCCAUUCUGGAACCAUCUGUGCUCAGCACUGAGCUGCCGCAGCUCUAUUUAUAUCUGCCUCUGGCUCGGCACCCUCUGGAGUGCUGUUCCAAAGCCGCUGAUUGGAUUCCUCCUUUUCUUUUGUGGGAGCUAAUUCCCCAGAUUGAUUAAUUGCCACUUGUGGGGAGCCCGCCUGUGGCUCCCUUCCUUGCUCUCCACGUGCCGCCUGCCGACUCCUCUUUGCCCUGGGGCCUCCUCCACCCCAUGGACCCACGCUCCAAUGGGAUGGGAGCAGACGAAGCUAGGAAGCCUCUGUUUUCUGGGGUGCUCUGGAUCCCCCCCUCUUUGUCCAGUUCUAUUUAUGUGGACCUGGCUGAGGCAUGGGGAUGGCUUGUGACAGGGGUGGUAGCUGGGGGCAUGGGCUCUGAUCCUUUCUCUGCCAAAAUCUUGUUCUAGUUCAAACUGUUAGCACCCAGAGCUUCUGUGAGGUUACCUUACAGUGAUUCUUCCAAUAAGAUAAUGGUGCUGCCCAAGAAAAGGGCAGAGGCCCUGAUGGGGGAUGGGGCUGCAUGGGCUCUCUUCCUGUGAAAGGAGCCAUCCUUCUAGCUGCCCUGCAGUAAAGGUGGCGCUGAGCUUCCUUGAAGUAUUUCCUUCUUGGUGCUGCUGUCUCAAUGGGUGAGGGGACAUUCACUGCUCCCCUUCUACCUGCUUGGACAUUGGCCAAGUCAAAGCAUUGGAGGCUUUAACUAGUCUCGCUGCAGUUUGCCAAUGGCUCAGUCCAAUGACCUAGACAAGGGAGGCCCUGAGAACCCAGAAUUGCUCUUUCUGGGAGCUUCCAUCUUAGGAAAUCUUCUCUGCCAAACAGACCCCGGUGCUUCCUUUCUCUCACCUGGUGAGCGGGGACCAACUCCACCCUUGGGGUACUGCAUGCAAGUUACAUGACCACAGCUCAUUUUUGAACUUGACAGUCAUAACGAAAGAGUUCCUGCCCCAUUCCCCGAGGUUGGGCCUGGUGCCUGUGUGGGAGAACUCCUCUGGGGGUCCAACUCACAUUACUGCUGGGCCAGCAAUUCCAGUGAGUGGAAAAGCAGAGGCUGGAAGACUCCAUCCUCUUGAGGCAGCAUUACCUCUGCCACUAUGCCCACAUAAAAUGACUCACCGAGUACCUCUUGUGGGGUGCAGGCUUGGAGGUGGGGUCUCACACCAGGUGGCCUUUGUAACCUCACAGCAUGGUUCCUCCAGCAAGGUGGAUUUCUGCUGGAAUAUGAAUUGUGAGAUAUCAGGUCUGCAGAACAUCAGGAAAAUUUGGCCAAGCUUUCUGAGCCUCAUGCUGCAAAUUCUAGGCCCUGAGGUUUCACAGGAAGAGAAAAUGAGGUGGAAUGCUUUGCUUCCUUAGGAUGUUGUAAGGACUGUGGUGCCUCAGAUGCUGUCCGUGUGUUCCCUGGGGACACACCACCUCAAGAUGUCCCCAGUGCUAACACUGGUGCUGACUUGUUCCUUUCUCUGGCAGUGCCCCUUACCUCAGCACUUCAGACCAAAUUAGGGAAGCCCAUGCUUUCUGGUGGCUGCUGGGUAGCAGCUGUGCUGGGGCAGCCCCAGGCUUGGGAAAGGCCAACCUGUCUCCCAGUGGCCUCACAUUCAUUUCUCCUCCAAAGAGGGGUUCUUUCUUGCAAUGGUGUCCUUGGAGGCCAGCAGCCUUCCUGCGUCCCCAGGAGCUGUUUUACUCCUUCCUUUAAGAACUGCAGUGGAAGGAUAUGGUCCCCUCUCUCCUUGUGAUGCAGGCCAAGGAUGUCCCAGACACACACGUUGCUGGCUGUGUGCAAGCGUGUGAGGGUGUGGGUGUAUGCGCGUGAUCGGGCUGCAGCCAUUUCUAGGGAACAUAUGUCCUUUGUCCCCUGCCUUCGGACCAUUGGAUGAGCAUUAGUGAGUUUCCUAGGACGUCCACAUGCCAAUCGGUGGGAAGUCAGAGGUCUUCCAAGCUUCCCCCUGUGUGGCGUGGCAGCCUUGCAGUAGAAGUGGCUCAGAUAAAAAUCUAUUCUUGGGUCUCAGACUGUUUUCUGCCCCUGAAAAGUGAGUCUUGACUGGAAAGCUGUUUCAGGGUUAGGUGACCAGGAAAAGGGCAAAAUGAUUCUUGAAGGGGCCUGAGGCUGCAGGCACUUGGGGAGUCUGGGAAUCGUUUGGGGAAGACAAUAAGCAAUAUGAAGGCUGUUUCGUGACUGCUGGUUGGCCAGGCUGAGUAGGUUCCUGGCUUGAGUGGGGUAAUGUAAUGUGUAUGGACUGUGAUAUGUUCCUCACCCUCACAGGAGGAGGAAACCCCAUGGUCUCCCCUGCCCUUCUCCCUAGGAGCUUACCUCCGUGAGAGGAGUCUUAUGAGGGGCCUUUUGAAAUUUCACUUUCUCCACAGAAAGGGGACUUUGUUCUGUGGGGCUGGCAGGAUCUGUGACCCCCUUUGUGGAGGGGACUGUGUCCCAUGUUCAUGCUCUUGGGGGGUCUCAAGCAAGAGUGAAUUGAGGUGAGGCGUGAUUAAUAUUUUUCAAUGGUCUCUGUCUUGAUUUUGGAUUUGGGGGUCUGAAAUAUUUGCAGUCAAACUGAUUUUAGUUGUUUUCCUUUGUCCUUUUCAUCCAGAGAUUCAGAUGUGGAAUUUCCUGAAUUUCCUUUAUUUGGGGGGGCAAGGUGGAUUAAAAAGUAGCUUCAAGGGAGAAACAGACUUCACAGAGCAUCGGGAUCUGAUCCUGGCUCCCACUUCCCAGGAUUAGAACCCAGGGCUGAAGUGUAUGUGCCUGGAGCUGUU
Molecule: messenger RNA, 8078 nt
Organism: Talpa occidentalis (Iberian mole)
Lineage: Eukaryota; Metazoa; Chordata; Mammalia; Eulipotyphla; Talpidae
Gene: IGSF9B
Product: immunoglobulin superfamily member 9B
Exons: 20
Coding region: 71-4381 (1436 amino acids)
Biological process (GO): cell-cell adhesion
Molecular function (GO): protein binding
Source: RefSeq, a predicted model, not a curated record